AUGGCGGCGAAGAAGCCCAACAGCGAAGGCGUUCUAUCUAGGGUUUCAUCAACAGUAUCCGAAUCUCCAAUCGUCUACAAAGGCAAGCGUGCCGCUUCCGAUGCGGGUUUCGUCGUCAAGAAGCUCCUCAGGAGCACAGGCAAGGCAGCCUGGAUUGCCGGAACAACUUUUUUGAUCCUCGUUCCUGCUCGGCACUCCAUCUUCCGCCGCCCCGCACUAAACCCUAAUUUGAUCGAUGGGAUUAUCAGAUGGAAAUCGAAUUUAUCAUUGUUGAUUAAGAUGAGUAUUGUGAUGGAUGAACACAAUUGGGGAGCUUGCCUCCUUGUUAUCAAUUGCAUAUCUUCCAUGAAAUCUAUGAUGGUUAUUUGUUGUUAAAUUCUUAAAUAUUGUUUGCUUUGGCUUCAGCUUGCUCUAUACUCUUUUAAAUUGUUAAACACAUUGCUUCCAAGUUUGCAAAUGCGAGAUUAUGGUUCUU
Lactuca virosa is the source of this 475-nucleotide messenger RNA. The record is from the annotation of a GenBank genome assembly. NCBI's taxonomy places the organism in Eukaryota, Viridiplantae, Streptophyta, Magnoliopsida, Asterales, Asteraceae.